Messenger RNA from Plectropomus leopardus (leopard coralgrouper), 1277 nucleotides. Its product is annotated as prostaglandin reductase 2-like. Gene Ontology annotation, molecular function: 15-oxoprostaglandin 13-reductase [NAD(P)+] activity. NCBI's taxonomy places the organism in Eukaryota, Metazoa, Chordata, Actinopteri, Perciformes, Serranidae. The record is from RefSeq and is a predicted model, not a curated record. Gene Ontology annotation, biological process: prostaglandin metabolic process.
GGUGUCAGGUGUGAACUCUGGUGUCAGGUGUGAACUCUGGUGUCAGGUGUGAACUCAGGUGUCAGGUGUGAACUCUGGUAUCAGGUAUUAAUUCAGCUGUAACUCUGCCAAGAUCUCCAGGCUAACGUCAUUUUUUCAAGGAUGCAGGUGAAGAGAGUCGUCCUCAACUCCCGCCCAGGUAAAAAUGGGGAGCCAGUCCCUGAAAAUUUCCGUGUGGAGGAGUCAACUCUGGCCACUGACCUGAGCGAUGGGGAGGUGCUUGUUCGGACGCUUUGGCUCUCAGUCGACCCUUACAUGCGGUGCAGAAUGAAUGAAGACACCGGUGUGGAGUAUGAGACACCCUGGCAGCUGUCUGAGCGUGUGGACGGUGGCGGUCUCGGUGUGAUCGAGUCCAGCCGCUGCAGCUCUUGCAGUAAGGGAGAUUUUGUCACUUCAUUCGUCUGGCCGUGGCAGACCCAUGCUGUUAUGAAAGAAGGAGACUUGCAGAAGGUGGAGCCAGAGUUGGUUGAUGGACACUUGUCCUACUAUCUGGGUGCAGUUGGUCUCACAGGCCUCACUGCACUGUUGGGCAUCAGGGAGAAGGGUCACGUGACCAAAGGAGCCAAUCAGACGAUGGUGGUGAGCGCCGCGGCCGGGGCCUGCGGCUCCAUGGCUGGACAGAUCGGCAGGCUGGAGGGCUGUGUGAAGGUCGUUGGGAUUUGCGGCUCUGAUGAGAAGUGCAAAGCUUUAGUGGAUGACCUGGGCUUUUCUGCAGCCGUCAACUACAACCACGAGGACGCCAUUGCAAAGCUGAAGGAGAGCUGCCCUGAUGGGAUCGAUGUUUACUUUGACAACGUGGGAGGUGAAAUCAGUGAUGCUGUAAUCGCACAGAUGAACAAGGACAGUUAUGUGAUCGUUUGUGGGCAGAUCUCACAGUACAACAAGGACGUGCCGAAUCCUCCGCCCCUGAGCGAGGAGACGCAGGAAACCCUGAAAAAGAAGAACAUCACCCGGGAGCAAUUCUUUUCGCUUAAUUACAUGGACAGAGUAGAAGAGACCCUUUAUGAACUCAGCCAGGGGGUUAAAUCAGGUGACAUUAAGGCGCUGGAAACUGUCGCGAAUGGUAUUGAAAAUAUGGGAGAUGCAUUUUGCUCCAUGAUGAAAGGCGGGAACAUCGGCAAGCAAGUUGUGAAGAUAUCAGAGUGAAAAAAAUUGAGAAAUUAACCUACAGUCUUUUCUGUUGCUGCCGUUAACAAGAACUCAUUGAAUGUUUGAAUGAUUUUGCAUUGAUUAUCUAA